AUGUCUACGACAACAGAACUUGAAGAUGCUGGUACGGCGGCAAAAUCAAUUGUGCCUGUCGAAGAACUACAAAACUACGGUAUUAAUGCAUCUGACUUGUCAAAAUUGAAAUCCAGUGGGAUAUACACAGUGAAUACUGUGCUUUCUACGACUAGAAGGAACUUAUGUAAGAUCAAGGGACUAAGUGAGGUUAAAGUAGAGAAAAUUAAAGAAGCCGCUAGCAAAAUCAUUUCAGUUGGCUUCAUUUCUGCUACUGUUCAAUUCGAUAUCAGACAAAAAAUAUUUGCCCUAUCUACUGGCUCCAAGCAGUUGGAUUCCAUCUUAGGCGGUGGAAUUAUGACGAUGAGUAUUACAGAAGUCUUUGGAGAGUUUAGAUGUGGUAAGACCCAGAUGUCACACACUCUUUGUGUGACUGCUCAAUUACCCAAAGAGCUGGGUGGCGGGGAAGGUAAAGUAGCAUAUGUUGACACGGAGGGUACUUUUAGACCUGAAAGAAUAAAACAAAUAGCAGAGAGAUAUGACCUCGAUCCUGAGGCUUGUUUAGAUAAUGUUACGUAUGCAAGAGCACUGAAUAGUGAGCACCAAAUGGAAUUAGUGGAACAACUGGGUGGAGAAUUAAGCUCUGGAGAUUAUAGACUUAUUAUUAUAGACUCUAUAAUGGCUAAUUUCAGAGUUGAUUACUGUGGCCGUGGUGAGUUGAAUGAGCGCCAACAAAAGCUGAAUCAGCACCUGUUCAAACUGAAUAGACUAGCCGAGGAAUUCAAUGUUGCAAUUUUCAUGACUAACCAAGUCCAAUCUGAUCCUGGUGCAUCGGCUUUAUUCGCCUCAGCUGAUGGUAGAAAACCAGUAGGUGGUCAUGUUUUGGCUCAUGCGUCAGCAACAAGGAUCUUAUUGAGGAAGGGACGUGGAGAAGAAAGGGUGGCUAAAUUACAAGAUUCUCCAGAUAUGCCAGAAAGGGAGUGUGUAUAUAUUAUCGGCGAAAAUGGUAUCACAGAUUCCAAUGAGUGA
This is a messenger RNA of Kazachstania africana CBS 2517, 1008 nucleotides long. It is a transcript of the gene DMC1, whose product is annotated as recombinase DMC1. The record is from RefSeq and is a predicted model, not a curated record. Gene Ontology annotation, molecular function: ATP-dependent DNA damage sensor activity; DNA strand exchange activity; single-stranded DNA binding. Gene Ontology annotation, biological process: mitotic recombination; DNA recombinase assembly; DNA repair. Gene Ontology annotation, cellular component: nucleus; condensed nuclear chromosome. The transcript has a single exon. Bases 1 to 1008 code for a protein of 335 amino acids. NCBI's taxonomy places the organism in Eukaryota, Fungi, Ascomycota, Saccharomycetes, Saccharomycetales, Saccharomycetaceae.